Chelonoidis abingdonii (Abingdon island giant tortoise) is the source of this 2304-nucleotide messenger RNA. The record is from RefSeq and is a predicted model, not a curated record. NCBI's taxonomy places the organism in Eukaryota, Metazoa, Chordata, Testudines, Testudinidae.
AUGACGACGACAGAGAUACCCGGCCGCCGCGACGACGAGGACAUGCUAAGCUACCCGCGCCGAGACAACGGAGCUGUCAGAGAUACCCGUCUGCUCGCCCCGGAGAGCCGUCGACACACUCCGAGCCGCUCCGGAUCUUCCCCACAACCUACACCCAGCCUGAGUGGAGAACCAUGUGCAAUCCAGAUUGGCGUGGUGGCAGGUUCUGGAUUUGAAACAAUGAAAGAGCGCCGCGAGGAAGGAAACCGUCGCAAAACAUCGGUCCCUUGGCGGCACAGGGUGCGGGGCAUCAUCACUCCGAUCCUUCUCCUCCUGAGUCUGGCCCUGGCCACGUCCCUCCUUGCUGUGACGCUUCUAUAUCUCCGGGCACAGAGCAAGCUGCAAGCGGUUGAAGAAGCGGUGCAGAAGCUCCAAGUCUCUCUGCAGCCUGACUACGCCUCGAACGCGUCAGCAAAGGGAUCUGACAGUAAGUCGCAGGAUGAGGGUCUUAGGCAUCAGGGUGUGCAGCUAUUGGAUGAAGCGCAGGCAGGAAUCCAGAUGCUGAAAGACCUGCUGGGUAAUGUCAGUGCAGACCCAGUGCAGAUCAAGAUUCGUCUGGACAUCAGUGCAGCACGACCAGCAGUCAAAGAUUGCUGCAGUGACGUGCUGACAAAGCUCUCCAGGGGCUGGAGGUUUUACGGUGGGAACCUCUAUUACUUUUCACAAGAAAAAAAGUCGUUUGAUGAGGCUGAGCAGUUCUGUGUGUCUCAGGACUCACACCUGACCUCUAUCUCCUCCGAGGAAGAACAGGAGUUUCUCUCCAGCGAGACCCAGGGAGAAGAUCACUGGAUUGGACUCACUGACCUGGGGACAGAAGGCAGCUGGCGCUGGGUGGAUGGCACAGAAUACAGAGCAGGCGCAAGCAGGGGGUUCUGGGUGCACGAUCAGCCAGACAACUGGGAUCAGGGGAUCGGAGGCAGAGAAGACUGUGUUCACAUCUAUCCAGUCAACCGGAAUUUUUGGAAUGAUGCCAACUGCACUCUGCCUUCUAGGUGGAUUUGUAAGCAGGCCCAUAGACAGGCUGGGCUGUGACAUGCAGGUCUCAGCAUGUCAAACAGCACCUUAAUUUCCAAGCUAGAAUAUUUCCCAGCCACCUGACGAUGAGGAUCCCUUUACACUGGAGGGGCCGCAUGGGACUGGCAUUGCAGGGGGAGCCCCCAGGAGGAAUCCUGGAUGAACCAGCCAGAAUUCCCGUUAGUGGCUUCUAGAGCACAUGUGGCAAAGGACUAGCUCCACCAGCUUCUGGGAGGGUGUGGUGAGCUCCCAGCUCACUUCCACCUACCGCCCAGGGAGCUGCUAACAAGGAGCAAGAAUGGCAUUUCCCGAUGAGAUUCCAGCCAGCUCCUGCUUCCGGAGCUUGUGGUUGAGCUACAGCAUGGAUUCUAAAAAGCCGUCCAAUCUUGAAGAAUUACAGUCUCUAAAGGCACUUCGUCUUUACUAUGAGGGGCAGACACGAACAGAGGAGAGGAUAUUUCCUCCCCCUUUGCUCUGCUCAUCUCAUCCUUUACAUCACUAGUCGCCUCCUCUAUGAUGACACUCAACUCCGCCUCCUGUGGUGCCACCCUGGGACUUCCUUUUUCUAUCUUCAGACUGCUAGUAGCUUCUGCACUGCUAACUUCCUCUUUUGACUCUCCCUGUGGCUUCUUAGACUUAAUCUCUAGCUCCUCUUCUAAAGGUACUCUGUCAGCCUGAGCUAAUUCUCUCACCCUACUUCUCGUAAUUGGCCCUGCAGAUUUUUCUGUCUCUGUCGGUUCCAUCAUGUCAGUAGAGAUGGGAACCAAUUCUUAUACUCCUCUAACACAUCUCUUAACUUUUUCAACUCUCUGAUUCUUUUUAAAAGCUGACCACAGUCUGAUUUAUAGCCAUCCAUCGAUUUUAAGCUGGCAUCCAAAGUUUGCUGGGCUUUUCUGAGUAACUCUAAUUUUUUUAUUUAAUUUCUUUCCCAGCGAACUAUAAGCUAUGAGCAGACAUUCAACAGCUAUUCCCUUCACCAGUUUAGCCUUUCUUUUUUUUUCUGUUUCGUUUCUACAUCAAAUGCUUCACUCACAAAACCCCAUGGGUUACAAUGCUCAGAUAUCAUCUCAGCUGUUCUAAACCUCCUCCAUGAUCCUGAACGUAUUUUCUAGCAAAGUUUCCUAGAGCCAUACUGUGGGCAACUUCAACAGACUCUACUCUUGCCCUUACGUCACUUACCUUAACAUGUAACAUAGAACUCAUUUGAAUUCUAACACUUCACUAGCUUAUGUAAUAAACUAUAAUGAAUAC